AUGUACGGAGAAUUGAGAAAGAAUAUCCUGACCGGUAAUAUAACACAACUCUCUGUUGACUUAACUACAACAUUACAUCUGAUUAACCUAUGGCAACGACCCAGUAAGGACAAAACGUCACACAUAUUUGGCUCAUUGAAAUAUCGUAGCACCGGAAAUAAUAUGACUUUUAAAGCGGCGAUGCGAGGUCCAAUCGAACUAGUUUUGAAGGCUACUGCUUGGACAAGUCCUCUCGGUGACCAAGACUUUUUAUUUUAA
Anisakis simplex (herring worm) is the source of this 258-nucleotide messenger RNA. Lineage: Eukaryota; Metazoa; Nematoda; Chromadorea; Rhabditida; Anisakidae. The record is from the annotation of a GenBank genome assembly.